GUCGUUUCCCACUUAAGUCAUUAAUAGGUAGCACUUAGCCUCCUAGCUCUAGGUACCUACCUAAGCUACAGAACUUAGAAGCAGUGGAGGCAGGUACUAUCUUAUCAGUCAACGCUAGUUAAAUACGUGAUAUACAUGUAUAUAUAUGUAUACAUACCUAGGUACGGGGUACGUAAGAAUGUGUUCCCAAACGCAAAGCGGAUAUUACAAGCUCGACGGCGACGAUUCUCCCUUUUACAGCCACAUUUUUGAAGCCUUUUGCGGUGGCAUCUCCAAAAAUCGAAAUCAUGAUGAAGUAAAAUUCGACCUGCAGCAGCAGCAACAGCAGCAUCAGCAAUAUAAUCGGUUUGUUCAAUUCGCUCGCCCCGCUUUCAUUCCCGACGCCUCGAGCCCUCGAAGUUGCGUGAGACCAACGAUUGAUCUCCCCCACGUGCCUGGGGGCCAGAUCAAAAAGCCCAAGGCUGUAUCCCACAACAAGAGCGAUCAGAAACAACACAAAUCUUUACCAGAGUCGCCAAUGGAUGCUUCAAAUGUCUUUCGACAGGUCCAAGGGUUUACCUCCCAUGUUCCGAGACCGCCACAACAGUGGCAGCAAAAGAAGCCUGUUACUGUCAACACUGAGGAGAAUGGCGAUGGCGAAGCCUCACACCGCAUUGCGCAUACGCUAACAGCUUGUUGUCGGUGUCGCCAGAGGAAGACACGAUGCGACCCCACGCUGCCUCGUUGUUCGCCUUGCGAGCGAUCCGGUUCCGUCUGCGAGUACUUUGACACGACAAAAGGAAAGAGAAUUAGUCGUUUUUACGUUGUGAAACUCCAGGAGAAAGUUAGACAGCUUGAGGCCGAACUUGGCCAGUAUACCGACGACGAUGACUUUCCUAAAAACCAUGAGGAUUUCAUACGACCGGGCGGUUUAGUUCGUCUGAAUGAAACUGAUGAGACCCCGCGGUACCUGGGACCGUCUAGUGGUAUCGCCAUGACGCGUAUACUCAUGGAAGAGGCUAAACGGUACACCGACUCGAAGCGCAUAUCAGAGCUGAUACCAGAUUUACGCGAGCGCCGUCAAACUAUGGCGCCCGGCUCAAGUUUUUCGGGAACGCGGUCGCAAUCCUUCACCAUACCGCCUCCAAUCUCGACAAGGAAGAAAAGCUAUCCCAUCAUCAGUGCCGUCCCAGCGCAGAACCUCCCCAGUAGAGGCAUCGCUGAUAGGUUGGUAGAAGUUUUUCAUCAACGAGCCCAAGUAUUUACUCCGACUCUUCACGAGAAGGUAUUGGAGAGAACGGUUGAAGACGUCUACUCUGGAAGCACAGAUCCAUACCAGAACUUUGUCGUGAGACUGGUCAUGGCGACGAGCAUGCAGAAAUUAGACACAACAUAUGCAGGGCUUGCUGAUAGCUACUACCAGGCUGCCAUGAAAUACUUUGAAGAUGUCGUCCGGCCCAAGGAUCUCAAGACUCUCCAAUGCCUUGUCUUGAUCGGCCAAUAUUCAAUGUUAACACCAACCCGAACCGCUGUAUACUACGUUGUGGGCUUAGCAACGAGGAUCUGUCAGCAACUUGGCCUAGCCGAUGAAAAGACCAUCUCCCUAGGCGUCAGUGACCCACUGACCCUUGACAUGCGGCGACGGUUGAGUUGGAUUGUUAGCAAUCUCGAACUCGGCAUGGCUUUUGUUAUGGGUCGUCCGAAUGGAUUUGCUAAAAGUGAUGAUAUAAACGAUGUCAGGUUCUUUGAGACUGUAAGUGACGCAAAUAUCCGUGAAGAUGGAAUCAUCCCCGGACCCCCAGACGAGAGAAAACUAGUCGCCAUACACUUCUGCAAAAUGCGACAGCUCCAGGCCGAAAUCCGGCGGAUCUUGUAUGAAAAGAAGUACGCGGAACCUAAGGACGAUCGGCAUCCAUGGUUCGGAGGAAUGGAGGCCAAGAUGGAACAGUGGCUCAAGGAAUCCCCUGAAAACCCAGCAUGGUGCAAGCCCUGGUUUUCUGGUCGAUUCCAUGCUUUGAUGAUGACACUUCAUCGACCAUCCCCCCAAGUGCCAAAGCCAUCCGUGCGUUCUGCUACAAAGUGCUUCGACUCGGCUGCAUUUGUCAUCCAAAUCUCUAGUAAACAGAUGAUGGCAGCGGCUGUCGAUAUUACAUGGAUUUUCAUACUAACCCUUUAUAUGUCUCUUAACACCAUUCUAUGGUCUGUCACCUACCCUGAGGUUCGAGCAUUACACACCCGUGACAAAGUACAGGAAUUGGUCAACAUAUCACUGGAUAUAAUUGAUCAAUGCGUCGAAAGGUGGCCGGGAACCGCAGCAGCAUCUCAAUUAUACGCUACUUUUACGAGAGCAUGCCUUCAGAGCUAUGAUACGAACGAAACACCAGCGCAGUCGAACUCGAGCGCUUUCAAUACACCACCCUCUCAAUCAGAUACGAACUCGCCUUCUGCGUCUGAAAUUUCAAGUGGGACCACAGUAUCCGACGGCGGCGUCUCUUCUUUCAAUCCGCCACAGUUUGGCUACGUUUUUGGCUCUAGUCCAGAAGAGAUGAACCAUUAUGGAGUUGGGAAUAACUACAUCGCUCACCCCACGUUUAGGUCCAAUUCGAUCUUCCUAAAUCCAGCAUCUAGUGACCCAACCGGGCGUCGUUUCAGCUACUUCCCUCCUGAUUUUACCCAGGGAGAUAUGACGCUCAUGGAAGAGAACAGCCCACCGGAUACUGAUGCAACAGCAUCCCCGCCCUUCUCCUCUCCUGCACAGCAUGUGCCACCUUCUCCGGAAUCAGUAUCUACAACCACUGCUACCCCUUCGGCUAUGGGAACCCCAUUGCCUGUUACACCCAUGCUUUCAACUUCAAGCCUGGCUCAGACUCCCUCUGAUAUCGCGACGCCUAAUACAGUGCCUCCACCACAUCCUGGUACUGCCCCGCCAGCUUUUACCAUUCAUCCAUUACCGCAACAUCACUUGCAAGGCCAACGACCUUUACCCCAGCCAACCGCAGGAGCAGAUUGGUUUAAUCCCCCACCGCCAUUCAUCUCACCGUAUGCUUUCGGCAAUGGACUAGGUGGUAACUUUUGGGGCGAUUCUGGUGCAAAUGGCCUCGACGAUAUUAAUAUGGGUAAUAAUAUGCCGUUUGCUCACGGGCUUCCGCCAGAGCGGCAAGGAAGCUUGAGUCAACAGCAACAGGUCGAGCUCAUGGACGUUUUAGAGAAUGAAGGAAUGACAGAUAUAGACGCGUACUUGAACAUGGGAAUGGCGUAUCCAAACAUCAUGGGCAACGGGAAUCAGGGUUUCAAUUGGGCUGGAUAAUCAUAAAAACUUUGGGUACCUACGCAGGGUUAGACGGAGUUUUUUUUAUCUUUUUUCCUAUUUAUUGCAUUGAAAUUUCCAUACGGAUUAGGUGGAUUACCUUUGAAGCUUU
Messenger RNA from Daldinia caldariorum, 3398 nucleotides. Its product is annotated as fungal-specific transcription factor domain-containing protein. Gene Ontology annotation, biological process: positive regulation of transcription by RNA polymerase II; DNA-templated transcription. The coding region runs from base 146 to 3286 and encodes 1046 amino acids. Lineage: Eukaryota; Fungi; Ascomycota; Sordariomycetes; Xylariales; Hypoxylaceae. The record is from RefSeq and is a predicted model, not a curated record. Gene Ontology annotation, molecular function: DNA-binding transcription factor activity, RNA polymerase II-specific; zinc ion binding; sequence-specific DNA binding. The transcript is spliced from 5 exons.